AACAAUCACAUCUUCCAAACUACCCACAAUAUGGACAACAAUCUCCUCACUCGCAUCUUAGCCAUCAUCUGGUCUAUCACGAGUCAUGGAGGUCUUGCUUUGGGGGCUUUCCUCACCUUCGCUUCCAUAGUCAUGAUUGCCCAAGCUUUCGUCGAGUCACGCCGCAGUGGUGAGAGCUAUACACGCUACAAGCAUGGAAUGGACGUAGAACGCAUCCGACACAACAUCUCACUUGAGGAAGUCGGCCUGAGACCAGAAUUGAAGGUGGGCUAUUCAGAGGAGAUUGAGACUAUUGAAGUUGGUAGCCAAUUCCGGGUCUGUGAAUUUGAUACGUUGAAGAUGAAAUUUGAGGAAACUCAUGGAUUGGUGUUUAUUGAGAGAGGUGUGGAGAAGUUGGCUGAGGCUUCCUGCGACACGAAGUGAUAUGGGGGCGUUGGAAGCUGGGAGAGGGUCAUUGGUGAGAAGAUGCAGUAUGCGAGUGAUAAUGAAGGGAGAAGGGGUCCAUGAAGGGAAUGGAAGGAUGUGUCAUGUCUUUCGUACAGAAAUGUACCUUUGGUAUGGAGCAUGAAAAAUGCUCAUGGAACUUUACCUCUCACCAUAUCAGUGAUGCAGGAGAGGAAGUUACAUGAUAUUCAUUUCUUCUUUUCCA
Cadophora gregata is the source of this 649-nucleotide messenger RNA. RefSeq lists its product as uncharacterized. The record is from RefSeq and is a predicted model, not a curated record. Bases 31 to 423 code for a protein of 130 amino acids. Lineage: Eukaryota; Fungi; Ascomycota; Leotiomycetes; Helotiales; Ploettnerulaceae. The transcript has a single exon.